This is a messenger RNA of Aureobasidium musti, 1005 nucleotides long. NCBI's taxonomy places the organism in Eukaryota, Fungi, Ascomycota, Dothideomycetes, Dothideales, Saccotheciaceae. The record is from the annotation of a GenBank genome assembly.
AUGCCGUACGGCCCACAGAAGCCAGUUGACUUCACUAUCUUCUCUCAGAACGGCCUCGGCCAGCUCAAGCGCUUCCCUCGAGAGAUCAGAAACAUGAUUUACAGCUCAAUCAUUCCUACACUUAUGGUGCAUGACCUCGAAGACACUGCGAUCCAUCCUUGUAUUGUGCGUGAGCUGGUCAACGCUCCACUCCUGGCUACCAGCAAGCAACUUUGUGUCGAGUUCCUCGAGGUCUUCAUUCGGGAAGUGAACUUGGAAGCAUUUGACGGACGCUACUCAUGCCCACAUGAACCGUACCUUAAUGUUCUUCAGACCACACAUCCUGAACAGAUGCACAGAUGCAAGUUCAAGAGAUGUAAGUUCAAGGUAUUCGUCAGAGAUUUUGACUCCCUUGAGAAGCUUUUGGCGUUUGUCCACGCCCGCAUCAACUAUGCCUUUAGCAACAAAAGAGUAGGGCUCAGGAUCAACACGCUCUACCUCCGUUCAGACUUCAUGAUAGAUGUGGCCAGGUACAGUGUUGAUACACUCUCCAAUCUCCAUAGAACACUGCAACGCCUCUGGGAUAUCCACGAAAGAUACAGCGUUCCAUCCGAUCAGAUCUACAUCAACAUUGACUACUGGGAACCGAGCGAGUUGAUCGAGUCCAAAGUCCCUAACAACCAGCCUUUCGCGCUUCUUCCUUUCCAUUUCUGGAUCUACAAGCUUGAGCGAAUCUCGGCAGUGGUCAUACUUUCCGAUGAGGAAGCCUCCGUCCAAGCGAUGAUUGACAUGAAGACAAAGAUCAAAGACCAGCUUUCAGCCUACAAAGCCNNAAAAAAGCUGCGUGAAUUCCAGGACUUUUACUCUGCAGAGGAUGACUGCCUAGCUAUGGAAAGAUACCUGGACCAGAUCAUCGAGAAGUACUACAAGGAGUGGCCUAUUCCAGCAAUGUUGGAAUUCCACAACGAAAUGGCCAAGACGGCUACCAACUUCUGGAAGGCCAAGAAGAAGCAGCAAUGUGUCUGA